AUGCAUGGGGAGCCUUCUGUGCAUCAAAAUUUACAAGUCACCCAAGAGCCUCCCGAAAAGAGAAUAAAAAUAAUCCGACCAGCGCUAUUGUCACGUGUGAUCGUCCUCAUUUUUGAGGCGGUCAUUUGCAUUGCGCUUUCCAUACGAGGAAUAGAUGGACUUGCCUACUAUUCGUCUAAUUCUAGCGAUGUGGCUGCAAUUACGCAGAGAAUGUGGAGGGCCAUAGAUUGGACGUACAUAUUCUACGGGUUGAACUACCAGCUGGCAGCAGUGUUGCUUGCUGCUUCGCCUCGUUGGUUUUUGUACCAAGCACUGGGGUCAAAUUUCCUUUGGAUGCUCCCAUGGGCGAUAUCAUAUUACGCCAUCAUCUUUGGCGGAGCUAUGGUCUUUGAUUUCUUCGAUGUUAGUUUGACUAUUCUUCUCUGGGUUUACAGACUAUCCAAAGGCCGAGUCAGACUGUAG
This is a messenger RNA of Penicillium cataractarum, 462 nucleotides long. RefSeq lists its product as uncharacterized. The record is from RefSeq and is a predicted model, not a curated record. Lineage: Eukaryota; Fungi; Ascomycota; Eurotiomycetes; Eurotiales; Aspergillaceae. The transcript is spliced from 4 exons. The coding region runs from base 1 to 462 and encodes 153 amino acids.